Rotaria socialis is the source of this 1455-nucleotide messenger RNA. The record is from the annotation of a GenBank genome assembly. Lineage: Eukaryota; Metazoa; Rotifera; Eurotatoria; Philodinida; Philodinidae.
AUGGCGCAACCGAGGCCUCUUCAUCUAGCUAGAAGCAUGGCUGAAUUGCUAGCUCAACUUGAUUUUCAUGAUAACCGUAAUCAACCUUUAGCACUUAAACGAUUGAGGCGACAGUAUGAGAAAGUGAAGAAUGACACAAACGAAUAUUUGGAGGUGGACAACGAUCAAGAACAAGCAUAUCUAGCUUGCUGCAAGGCACUUGAAUAUUUGAACUUGUUAACGAAAUGUGAAGAAUACGCACAACAAUCGCAAGCCUUCCAGGCAAAGUAUCAACGAAGCUAUGCGGAUUGUGAAGAAAUAGAAUGUGUACUACGUUUACAAUUAGAACAAAGAUACAAAGAAUCGGAACUUGUUGUCAGUAAUAACCAAGAGUCAACUGAUGAACGCGUAAAUGAUGAAUCCGAAGAGAGUAAACAAGACACGCCUGUAUUGACUGUAAGAAGCCCUACGCCUUUACGAAUGACUGAAUACGAAGUAGCUCCAUCAAGAACUUUGACGCCUUUGCCCAAUCAGACAAUGCUACUGAAGAUGCGUCGUAGACGUGUACCGAAUCGACUAAUGGUAAAGCCAAUUGUAGUACUAGACAAGUUGCUUGUAAUUGAUAAACAAGAGAAAGAGCCUGUUACAACUUAUAAAACAUUUGACGAAUGUUUGGCAGCAACCAGACCCUUCUCAUCCAUGAGAAAUCGUGGUGAAUUGCCGAUAUCAGGACAGCUUUCAGCUCGACCACAAACACCAGCAAUACUACAAAUUCCGUGGAAAGAACGGCGCACUCGUGAAUGUGCCGUCUGUCUCGAUGAGAAGCCGAUCGCUGACUUUGGUGAGCGUUUCAGUGCAACAUGCAACCAUGAUCGACGCCAAAUGUGUACUGAUUGUGUGCGUAGGACAACACAUAGCAUUAUCAGAGAUAGUGUAACGACUGAUGUGCACUGUCCAGAGCUAAACUGCAAUGCGUUAUUUGAUUUCGAUACUGUUCAAAGACUUCUAGUUGAUUUCAACCCAUUUUCUGACCGCCCUAAGACAGCAGUGAAAGCAUUCGGGCAUCGGUUGGCUAUGGGAUACGUCGAAAACAUGAAAAAUUUUGUUUGGUGUGCACAUGGCUGUGGUUGGGGCUGUGAACUCGUUGAUGGUGCGGGUCCAAUGUUCACAUGUCUAAAUUGUAAAGAAAAAACGUGCGCCCAUCAUCGCAUUAAAUGGCAUUCUGGAAUGACAUGCGCAAAAUAUGAUCGCGAAUUGAUUAAAGAUAGAGAAUUCCAACAGAACAAAAAUUGGUUACGUGAUCAUGCAAAGGAGUGCCCGGCGUGCCAUAUAUUCAUUCAAAAGAAUGACGGAUGCGAUCACAUGACAUGUAGUCGUUGUAAACAUGAAUUCUGUUGGUUAUGCUUCGCCGAUUUUAAACCUAUUCGAGAUCAUGGGAAUCACAAUCAUGUACGCCAUUGUGCUCACUAUCGAUAG